This is a messenger RNA of Cadophora gregata, 1197 nucleotides long. RefSeq lists its product as uncharacterized. The record is from RefSeq and is a predicted model, not a curated record. NCBI's taxonomy places the organism in Eukaryota, Fungi, Ascomycota, Leotiomycetes, Helotiales, Ploettnerulaceae. Bases 1 to 1197 code for a protein of 398 amino acids. The transcript has a single exon.
AUGUCCUCGUCCGCAUUCCCGACCUCCCUCCCUCAAUACAUCUCCGAUAUGUCCCACGAUGACGACAGCGACCCCUCAAAACAACUCCACCAGACCCUCCGCGAAUCCAUAACUCGAAACCUUUCCUCUCCGCGGCGUCCUCUCCUCACACAUCUCAACGCAGACACGACAUGGCUGCUCUCGCUUCCGUAUCCCGAAUCCGCGCCCUCGAAAGAUGGGCGCGUAUAUUAUCAUAUCUUGAUCGAUCCCUGGUUACGCGGCGGGCAGAGCGAUGUCGCGAAGUUCUUUAGCCAGCAGUGGCAUGUAGAGGAGAGUGCCGUGCAGACGAUCGCAGAGUUGGAAGAUGUUGUGAGGGGAAUUGAGGAUGUUGCAAAGGGACAAGCACUACUGCCUCCUCCUCCGGGUGGUUACGAAAGCUCUGACUCCGAGGACUAUGAAGAGGUCGUUGUGGAAAAGAGACGUGCGGAGAUGGCUCCGCCGAAGUCAACAAAGAGUCCCAUCGAUGUGAUACUCGUCUCCCACGAAUUCACAGACCACAUGCAUAAGGAAACACUCCUCGAAGCUGCGCCCUCCAUUCCUGUCUUCGCGGCUACUAAAGCCGCCGUGGCGAUCAAAUCUUGGAAACAUUUUGAUUCCGUGGCCGAGAUACCGCGGUUUGGAGGGGAUUGGAGGGAGAGUUCAACGAGUCCGUUGCCGGGGUGGGUGAGUGUGAGUAGAGUUGCGUAUCCCGGCAAGGACUUGCUCUAUUACCACUCUGCGGUAAUGGUUACAUUUCCAUCUUCAGAGCCAGCUGGUGGGAUAGAUGGGGAAGCAGAAGCUGUCAUCUAUACACCCCACGGGAUAUCACCUAGUGAUCUUGCUCCUGUAGCGACAGCAAGUCCUGCGAUCAAAACGCUGGCUUUAUUGCAUGGUCUACAGGACAUCAGACUCGGCGCACAGCUGAACAUGGGUGCGCAUAACGGGUUGAAGGUCCAGCGGCUGCUAGGGGCGAAAUACUGGGUUGGCACGCACGAUGAGGUGAAGAGGGGUGGGGGAAUAGUGAGCUGGUUCUUGGACAGGAAGAAAAUUAGUUUGAAGGAGGCGAUUGAGAGGGAAAAGGAGGAGAAGGGUGAGGAUUUGAGGGGCAGUGCUGUGGAGGGUUUGAAGGAGGUUAGGUUUGAGGAGUUGGGGAAUGGGGAGAGUUUGGUGCUGGAGUGA